AUGGCGCUCUUCAAUAUAUCGAAUCUCAGUUAUCCAUCAUUGUUGUUCCUCUGCAUGAUCUUUCUACUUACAAUUCGUGCUUUGCGAAAUCAAAUAAGGACCACUCAAAUAAAAAAGGGGUGUCAGCCACCACCAUCAGUUCCCCAAAAAGAUCCAUGCUUUGGACUUGACAUAAUCUACGGCCGGUUCACAGAAACAUAUGAAAAGCAAUCGCGCGAUACAAUUGCCAGAGGUCUCUUUUCAAAGUAUGGCCACACGUUUCAAUCAUUUCCAUAUGGUGUUGCCGAAAUCGUCACUGAAGCCCCAGAACACGUUAAAGCUAUUUAUGGAACAGAUUUCGAAUCAUUCGGAGUCGGGCCAAUGAGAUCUUUUGGGUUGAAACCUUUAGCAGGCGAUGGAUUGAUGUCUACCGAUGGUGCUGUUUGGAAGGCUCAUCGAUCCGUACUCACUCCAAUUUUUGCACAGGCCGCAAACCACCAACAGAUGUUUGAGCAACACGUUGCGCGGCUUCUGGCUCUGAUUCCUGAAGACGGCUCCACUGUUGAUUUACAGCCUCUAUUUGAUCGACUGGCACUUGAUAGCUCCUCUGAGAUCUUAUUUGGGAAGUCAACAUUGACCCUAUUGCCAGAGACUCCAGCAGAUGCUAUGAAAUUCCUAGAUGCCUAUAAUUACUCUUUACAGGGUUUCUGGUCUUCAUGCAAAGACGCGCAAGACUUUGUCGAUAAAAUACUCGACAAAGUAAUGGAUACUGCUACAUCAGCAAGUGAGGAACAGAAAUACUCUGUAGCAUACGGACUAGCAAACCUGGGUCAAGAUCGAGUGAAGAUCAGAAAUGAGCUUUUGGGAUUAUUCCUUCCUAUUCACGAUGCCAUUGCAACGCCUCUUACGAACAUGUUCUUUAAUCUGGCCCGCAAUCCCAAAGCGUGGACAAAGUUGCAAAAGGAAAUAUCGAGCAUUAGAUCCGCAGAACUCACUCCUAAACUUGUGAAGAGCUUAAAGUAUCUAAAUUGUGUCAUCAACGAGACAAUGCGACUAUACCCCGGUGUAAGUGCCAAUGAGCGCAUUGCCCUCCGAGACACAGUCCUUCCGACAGGAGGAGGACCAAAUACAAAUUCUCCGAUCUUCGUCAAGAAAGGCGUAAAGGUUGUACUUUGGUUCGCGUCAAUGGCUCGACGUAAGGAUCUGUGGGGAGAAAAUGCUGAAAUAUGGCGUCCUGAGAGAUGGGAAGGCGACUUCAAACCUGAUCGUUGGAUAAAUCUAUCCUUUGGGGCCGGGCCACGAAUGUGUCCAGCUAGCGAUCUUGGCGUCACCCAGAUUGCGAUAAUUACCAUCAGGAUUUUGCAGAAGUUCAAAGCCAUCCAGAAUCGUGAUCCGGUGAAGGAAUUUGUGGAUCGUUGGAGGGUAACAACUGUGAGCAAGAACGGCGCUCUAGUUGGAUUAAUACUUUGA
This is a messenger RNA of Botrytis byssoidea, 1449 nucleotides long. RefSeq lists its product as uncharacterized. The record is from RefSeq and is a predicted model, not a curated record. The transcript has 2 exons. Gene Ontology annotation, molecular function: iron ion binding; oxidoreductase activity, acting on paired donors, with incorporation or reduction of molecular oxygen; monooxygenase activity. Bases 1 to 1449 code for a protein of 482 amino acids. NCBI's taxonomy places the organism in Eukaryota, Fungi, Ascomycota, Leotiomycetes, Helotiales, Sclerotiniaceae.